Physcomitrium patens is the source of this 2223-nucleotide messenger RNA. The record is from RefSeq and is a predicted model, not a curated record. Lineage: Eukaryota; Viridiplantae; Streptophyta; Bryopsida; Funariales; Funariaceae.
CCGGGCGUAUUAUCCUGAUCAUGAAACCUUCUUAAGCGUAAGUUGUGAGUCAGAGGGAUCCUUCAGUGACUAAUCUUGUUUGCAUGCUUGAUGUCUGCUGGUUUCAAUUUUAGACUGGCGCUAACGGGAGUUUGCAAACGCAUCUGCAGAAGCUGCUGGUCAGAGGUGGCAACAUGGAGACGGCCUCCAUGGUUGACAGGCGGCGACAUGUGCCGUACGUGUUGUUUAGCGGGACGAGGAAAGGCGAUGUAGAUUCCACAACAAUGUCUCAGGAGCUGUUGAAGGUGUUCAAUCAGAUACGGCUGCUAGAGGAGCAGCACAGCGCCGGGCUAAAUUUGACAACCGCGCUGCAUGGGGAGCUCGUGCAAGCGCAAUCGCGGGUGCGAGAGCUGGAGCAACCGAAGCGGAGCGCCCGACGAGAGGAGGAGGGGCUUACGAAGAAGUUUGCCGAGGAGAAGUUGGCUUGGAAGGUGAAGGAGAAGGAAAGGAUCAAAGCUGCGGUGCAACCGUUGAAGAAGGAGCUGGAGGAAGAGCAAGCUGCCAGGCAGAAACUGGAGAACGUCAACCGGAAAUUGACAAAGGAGCUUGCGGAGGCUCAGACAGCGACUGCGAAGGUGCUCCAGGAGCUUGCGAACGAGCGUAAGGCCCGCCAGCUAAUCGAGGGAGUGUGUCACAAGCUGGCGCAGGAGACGGGCGAAAACAAGUCCGAAGUGGACGAGAUGAAGACCCACUUACAGAAGGUGAGGGAAGAGCUCGAGGAGGAGCGGCGCAUGCUGCAGCACGCGGAGGUCUGGCGCGAGGAGCGCGUCCAGAUGAAAAUGAGUGAGGCGAGACUGGUGCUCGAGGAGAAGAGCGCCGCUCUAGAUGUCAUGCGCGGCGAGUUAGAGUCCUUCCUUCGAUCUAAACACGACAAUCCCAACGGCAUGACCUCGGACGACGUCACUUUUAGAGAAGCCCAGAUCUUACACAAUGUGCUCGACGCAGUUCAGGAGAGCGUUGUCACUAGCGUCUCCAGCUCCGACUUCAUUCUCGACACAGAAUCAUCAAGUCAAGCGAUGCAGAGUCCAAAUUCUGGACAUGCCGAAACCGAGGCGAGGGCAUUGUUCUACGCUGAAGGCAUACCAGAUGCCGACUAGAAAUCAAUUGAAGUCAGAGUCAUUUAAUGUAAGCAAAAAAUUCGGGGAGGCGGUCGAAAGCGCCAAGAUGUGAAUUAAUUACUUACCUGUACAGAUGAUGUAAUUAUGUCAAGCUUGAAGCACAUAGCGGUAACAUCGAAUUGUUAACGAAGGUCCCUACGUCCUCCAGCUUGAAUGGUUGCCGAAGGUAUAUCUGCAGAGGUGAAUUGGGUACAGUCACAUGAAAAUUGUGCUGUGUACAUUAGCUUCGGGUGUUGCAAUAGGGGUUGGAUUUGCGGGAGCUAACGGAAUGGUGAAUUGAAUCAGUAGUCCGGAGAGAUCAGAAAAAAAAAAAAAACCCAAUUGAAAAACAUAUUGCGGGAAAUUGAUCCAGUUGAAGCCAUAGCGCUAAAAGUUCGCUGCCAAUGCACAUUUUUGAGGUGAGUGGGCUGGCCAUGAAGUUGCUGGAACCUUGAAAAUUCAUCAUACUUUCUCGAAGUAAGAUCUCUCGAGGGUGAAGAACAAAGAAGAAUUAAGGAAAAUUCUAAGAAAUGCCAUUUCAAAUCACAUCACAACAGUUACAAUUGCAGAAACAAGGGAGAGAAAAAGAAUUGUGCAUUGUAACAGAAACAGUAAGUGCUUCUGCCACUCUAGUCCCCAAUUGUGUUAUAUAUUUGAGAGCAUGUGCGAAGUUAUUGUGCUUUAAUUACUAAUGUGUGGACCCAUGUAUCUCCAUUGUGCGCUCACAAUUAUGCGUUCACAUUCUGUGACGUUAUUUACAGGUUAUCCAUGAGGUUUUGCUACUGGAAGAGAUAAGUUCAGCUUGAGUUAUUCAUAACAUACGCACAUGAAAUUUUGGUGGACUUGGGUGCAUCCAAGAAAAGUGCUAAAAAGAAAUUUGGCUUUCUCCUAAUGACAUAUGAAGUAAAUGAUGUCCUAUCUGCUUGUUCUGCUGCAACGCUAGUAACAACCACGACAGUAGAGUGUUAUGUAAAAUACACACACAUGUGAGAUGCAAGUAAUCUUGGUUUUUAAGUGACAUGACUAAGGUCUUUUUUUUGUAUUACUCACUUAUGUAUAUACAAGCUUCAAUGGCACAUCAUGCAAA